GUGAGCAGAUGACAAACUGAAACAAGAAGGAGGGAGAAUAGGAGCCUAACCCAAGGCAACAACUUUAGGGCUCACAUAAUUCUGAGUACUUACCCGGAUAUUUAGAUCUAGAAAAGGUAUUCUGACUUGUGUGGAUGGAUAACUUUUUAAUUCUUUUUUUCUUUUACUGCAUUGAACUUGUAUUUUGUUGUCAUGUGUUUAGCCUCUUACCUCCAAAAGACUCGUCUAAAGCACACAGCAUACAACAUCACCAGUGCUAAAAAAAAUGGCCAAGACUUGGAUUUUUCUCCUCUGCUUGCAAUGUCUACUGGCGUCUGGCUUAGCGAACGUAGAGAGGAGCAUAGAUAACUUGGUCAACCAGAUCAGUUCGUGCAUGUCCAAUCCAGCCAUCAGCGUUGCAGCCUUAAGUCUAAAUGACAAAGGCGUGGACACAGUCAAAUACUACAAGGGAUUUAACCGUGUCACCUUAGCAGAUAAUAUAGAAGCCUCUCACGCUACGCGAUUCUGCAUAGGUGGCGCCACACAGGCUUUCACCGCUGUGCUGCUUGCCAAAUUAUUGGAACAAACAAAUUACACAUGGGACACGCCCAUUCAGGAAAUCUUAAGCCGACAGUUAGGUUUUCAAGAGAAGUACCGCAGUGAGAAUUUAAACCUAAAAGACAUCUUCCUAAUGAGGUCCGGUCUGGCUGGCAUGGAGAUAGUACCAAUAGCCAAGCCCUUCAGAGAUGCUGAUCAUUUGACAAGCUAUCUCCGAUAUGCACCAGAAGUCAGCAGCUUCAGAGACAGUUACGUUACAAAUGAAGUGCUCUUCGCCUACGUAGAGGAGGUCCUGCAGAAACUUGGCAACGAUACUUGGGCUAACCUGGUCGAAAGUUUAAUUUUGAAGCCUCUCAGGAUGGAAGACACAGUGACUGUCGCUGACGCCGAGAAGUUCUCAUCCAAUGAACUAGCCCCAGGCGCUGUUCUACGAAGUGCUAAUAAUUUCAUCUACUUGUCUGCAAAGAGUUUAUCCGGCCUUGAACUUGUAGCCCCUGCUGCCGGACUGUGCACGUCUGCCAGAGAUAUGGUGAACUGGUUUAAGUUUUUAUUAAGCAAUAGAAAUGUGCCUGUGAACAAAGAGACACUGCAGACUACCUUGAAUACAUUGGCGUUCAGGAAUACACCGCAAGUGAAUCUACGACACCAAGACAUGACCAAUGAACAUACUGACUUUCAGAAGGAUCCAACAUUCACCUACAACAGAGAUAAGCAGGCUCUAGGGUGGGUCGCUGGUCAGUACAGAGGUUACGCCUUUGUUUCCCAAGAUGGUUCACUGGCAGGUUAUCAAACACUGGCGACUAUAAUCCCUUCCAAGAAAGUGGCCGUCUUCACAUCUUUUGCUGGGGAUGAAAGUGACAAAAAUUUCAUCAUCAAGACAAUUAUCAAUCAAUAUAUACUGGACAUACUUCUGGAGGAAAGAAGCUCCUGGUUAACCAGAGGAUUCCCCCAUCUAUGUUCCAUUGUUGAAAACAUUGCCAGCAAACUUUCAACAAGAAGGACUCCAGGAAGAUCUGUUUAUGGGGCCCAGGCCAUCUAUCAGCCAGAAGUCUAUGAAAACAGGUACUGGAACUAUGCCUUUGGUGAAGUGCAUGUAAAACAGAAUUCAACAUUGGAGCAAAAUCAAGGGAAAAAACUCUAUUUGACUUAUGGACAGAUAACUUUUGAUUUGAUACCAACCUCUGAAAACCAUACAUUUCUUAUGAGGGCAACUGGAAAUUAUUGGCACAUCACAAACACUGAGUUCUACACAAAAUACAGAAUCCUAACUGCAAGGUUUCAUGCCUUCACUUGGAGUGAACAAGAUGGGGAAAGAGCACAAUCAGUCACCAUUCAAGGCUUCGACAAGAAUGUGGACGGUGUUGAGUUCAGCGUAAACCCAGAGAGGCCAAAGUUUAGUAUGGAGCUGUGCUCAGGGGCCACUUUGCCACAAGUGGUUAUCUUCUCCUGGCUUGUGGCACUCACUGCGCUUGUCUCGUACAUUAGAUAACUAGCUAGGUGAUAUUUUAAUUGAAUAUAUUUUUCCUUCUAUGUAACAUUAGGUUAUGCAUUGAACAUUUUUUUUUUAUUUUUAGUUUUUUAAAAGACAAUUGACUGUAGUGUCCAUCUGUUUGUUAAAUGUUAUCCAUAUUUAGAGUUACUUUAGGAAUUAGAUUUGGAAUAGAUGGAUUUAUAGUGGCUUUCAAUUUAUCUUCCUAAAAUCACUUUUAAACAAUUCAAAUUUCAUUUUAUUUGUAUUACUUUUUUAGUAACCAAAAGUAAUUCAAUAAAUAAUUUAACCCUCUCCUCCUCAAAGUGUUUCUACAGUUGACUAAAAUGUAUUUUUUUACUCAUGUACAUUCAUCUCAUAUAAAAAUGUUCUCAAAAUUUAAAGAAAAAAAAGAAAUUAAGCUGUAGCAGGUGAGGAAUUUCAUUAUAGUCCUCAUUCCAUUUUCCAAUGUUUUAUUUUAAUACUAAAAAACAAAUAGAGACAGAAAGAGUUGAAAAAAAAAUUACUAAACUGAAUCAAGCAUUUCAUUUUGAUUUUGUUGCUUUAAUAUUGAAUAUUAAAUAUAUUUUCUGUUUUGUUACAAAUAUAAUAAUGAAUGUUCAUUAUAUUUUAUAUUUAUAUAUAUUUAUAUAUUUGUAUUUUUUUUUGUUAUAAUUAAUUUUUUAUUCUUGGAAUAGCGUAAGCUUUGGACAGAUACUAAAAUUCACCAAAAAAUGGAUAAGUUUAUAUGUACUUAAUUUUAGUACUACUGAGCAAAUGGUUGCUAUAUGGAAUUUUCACUGAACUGUAAAGACGUAGAUUCAGGGAAGACUCAUAGUUUAGCUUCACCCCCCCCCCAACACACACACAGAUUUGAGGAUAUUAGAAUAGGUCAUUUAAUCUCGUUUUAUAUACACAAUGAUCACUUAAGAAUCUGAGAGACUAUGUCACAUAAUUCUGUGUGCGAAAUGGAUCUCAAAGCUUCUUUUCAACAGUCUCAAGGGGAGAAUAAACCAACUGACAGUUCAUUCUCCCAUGAGAGGUCAGGUGACAAAUUGUUCAGAUUAGUCAUUGAAUCUUUUUUGUUUAAGUGCCUAAAUGUUUGACAGCUAAGUUAUAUUUAUAUUUGCUUGCAAAUUCAGACUUCAGCAUUUGCCACACAAGAAUCUUUCCAGAAGUGUAAUUCAUCAAAUGAAUUGCCUCCCCUUUAUUUGUUGUACAAAAUCAUAUUCACUAAACACAUUUACAUGUUUCAAAGUAUUUUUAUUCUAUUAUUAUUUUAAUAUAUUAUUAUUACAAACAGUAUUAUUAUACAUAGACAUUAUUUUUUUGCUAUUUUAUAUAUUUUUGCAUUAAUAUCAAGUUUUAAUGUUAGCAUUCAUAUUUAAUUUUUUUAUUGAAUAACUUUCUGUUGCCUUCUCAUCAAGAGUCUAAAUAAAAUAAUAAUUGGUAUUGUUUAGGAGUUUAACACCUCUAUAUCAAGGUAUAUAUGAUACACAGGCUAUAAGGUCUUAUCACUAUUAAAUAAUUUAGAUUGUAACCAAUGGGAGGUACCACAGUUAUAUUAAAUUUCCUCUGAAAUGAUAAACUUUAAAAAAAAAAGGGGUAUUAGUUUAUGUUUGAGUAUCUAACCAAUUUUCAAACGUAUGUCGAAAUUAAUAUAUACAUAUAUAUAUCACAUUUAUUGUUUUUCGCUAUGUAUUUCUACAUUUACAAUUUUUUUUUUUAAAUGUAUUUUUCUGUUAUUCUCGUAUUGUUGGAAAACAAGCUUUAGCAAUUAAUAGAAAACAACAAGCUUCCAAUGAGAAUUUAUUUCCCAUGACAGCUACUGGAGUUGUACAUUUUGUUUUUGUUGAGUGUUUCAUUGUGCUUGAUAUGGAUUUAAAAAAAAAAAGAAUGUAAUAGAUCUUUAUGUAGAGUGUGAUGUGUGUUGCAUUUUGACACUAUUAAUUGGCUCUUAUGUUAUGACACUUUCCUAGUCUUCAAUUUUUGGAUCUUUCCACACUGUUUUCUUUUCUUUACAAAUAAAAAUAUUAAAACUUA
This is a messenger RNA of Biomphalaria glabrata, 4048 nucleotides long. RefSeq lists its product as uncharacterized. Lineage: Eukaryota; Metazoa; Mollusca; Gastropoda; Planorbidae. The coding region runs from base 266 to 2026 and encodes 586 amino acids. The record is from RefSeq and is a predicted model, not a curated record. The transcript is spliced from 12 exons.